Messenger RNA from Etheostoma spectabile (orangethroat darter), 2930 nucleotides. It is a transcript of the gene crlf3, whose product is annotated as cytokine receptor-like factor 3. The record is from RefSeq and is a predicted model, not a curated record. Gene Ontology annotation, molecular function: protein binding. The coding region runs from base 141 to 1478 and encodes 445 amino acids. The transcript is spliced from 9 exons. NCBI's taxonomy places the organism in Eukaryota, Metazoa, Chordata, Actinopteri, Perciformes, Percidae.
CCGAAAUUCUCGAUAGUGUCAUUUUUGGACUUGAGCAAAACUUCGGCAUAUCUAGCUGUGGUGUAGCGGCGGCAAGGAGUUGAUUCAUAAAUUUUGGGACUAAAUGGCUACCACAAAGCAGUAAAACAGGAGGCGGGACGAUGUCUGUGGAGGUGGACGUGAUGCUGCAGGAGGCGAAAGAAAGCAUCGAGGCGGCCCAGAACUACCGCAGUGAACUCCAGCAGCGCCUGCACGGCCUCAGCCAGGCCCGCAAACAGGUCCGGGGCAGCUCAGGUCAGGCCCGCGAGGCCCUCCGGCGCCACUUCACGGAGCUGCAGGCGGCGGCGAGUCAGUUGCUGACGGAGCGUUUGGCCGCCCUGCUGGCCGAGGUGGACGCCAUCGAGGCGGACAGCAUCAAACCUCUAGAUGACUGCCAGAGCCUCAUUGAGCACGGGGUGGGCCAGGCUGACGAGCUGCUCAGAGAAGGGGAAGCAGCUCUGCGUUGUGGUCUCGGGGAGAAGGAGGACAAACUGGGGAGUUUCACCAAGAAGGCCAUGCACAUCCAACUGGACAGUCUUCCAGAGGUACCAGCGUUGGUGGACGUGCCGUGUGUUUCCGCCCAGCUGGACGACUCCCUGCUGGGUCUGCUGAGGGACCGGGUGACCCGCCUUGGCUCCGUCUCCUCCCACCCGCCCGUACAGAUAGAAGAGCUGCAGGAGAGACCGGGUGGCACGCUGGUCCGCUGGUGUAAGGUGGAUGAGGACUUUGCAGCGGCGGAAUAUCGGCUGCAGUACCGGCGAUCUGGCAGCGGGGGGAGCCAGUACGAGGACGCAUACAUAGGUCGGGAGUGCGAGUUCCUGGUUCUCCACCUUGACCCUCACAAUGAUUACCUGUUCAGGGUCUGCGCCCGCGGGGAGGGUCGCACCGAGUGGAGCCCCUGGAGCAUCCCCCAGACGGGUUACACCACACUGGCACCCCAUGAGUGGUGUCCAGGCACUGAGGGCUACAUCCUGAGCAGCAGGCGAAACAUCGCUCUACGCAGUGACUCCUCCCAGUCGCGCUGCCCCGUCCUCUACUCCAACGCGCCCACCUACUUCUGUGGCCAGACGCUCACCUUUAAGAUAUCUGCAGCAGGCCAGAUGGAUCGGAGGGACAGUCUGGGUGUGUGUGUGGACAGCGGGAGGGGGGAAGAGUCACUUCAGAGAGACCAGGCCGUCUGCAUUUCCACCAACGGUGCAGUAUUCGUCAACGGUAAAGAGAUGACCAACCAGCUGCCGGCCAUCACCGUGGGCUCUGCCGUCACCUUCGACAUGGAAGUGGUGAACCUGUUUCCCAUCAGCAACAACAACCUGAGCGAGGGGGGCAACUUCAAGCUGAGGGUCACCAUUGGCUCAGGGAACCGGGAGGUGGUGUUUGAUUGGCUGGUGGACCAGGCGGUGGACUGCCUCUUCUUCGGCUGCUCUUUCGUCCACUACGGCUGGAAAGUGCUGGUGUUUUAACGGAUCCUUUUCACUCUGCUGGUGUCGAGGAGCUUGUCCCCGCAGGCUCGGCCGUCUCGAGUUUAAUACGGCGCAGAGUCUGGAAACAAUCAGUCAAUUCAUCCCAGAAUUUCUUCAACAGCCGUUAAGUUCCAAGUUAGCAGCAAUGACAGGAAGGGCUUAGCCCCCAGGGUAUGCGUACAGGCUCUGACACACCACCCCCACCGCCGAACUUACCGCCUCCUGGAGUUGGUCAGAAGACUGCCUCGGAACACACCGACGCGGCGCCGACUUGGGCUGGCGUUCUGCGUGCGCGAGACGAAAAACGUCUCCAUAACAACGGGCGGCGCCAAUCUGUAUUUUCACCCCAAAAAAAUUCUGUUGUGGCUUCUCCAGAAUUUCAAAACUGACCACAACGGCGGAAUGUUCAUGAUACGAUCUCGUAUUUUACGAAUAUAGUUCACCGAAACGUGUUUCUGAAAACAUUUUAAGGAGAAAUCUGCCGUGCAGUCGCUGACUCUGUCAUUUUUUCAAAUCGACAAAGGUCAGUUUAAAAGAUUUUUUUUCCGAUUUUGAGAAACUGUAGUCAGUGACCGACCUCGCCAGACUGUCCGACGGCCGGUCAUCGGGUUGGUGUGUCAGAGCCUUAACCUUCGCAACGAGACGAGUUGAAACAUGCAACUACUUUCAACUCUGAAACCUGCCAGUUUACACCAAUGCGACGAAAGGGAGACAAUGUAUUAUCUCCAUAGCAACGACUUUCGACUUUUUCUGUACCGGAUUAUAUAUAUAUCUGAAAAAGUGAUAGUGAGAUGCUUUGCUAAAGUGGAUGAUGAAUCGGCAAAUGCGUUUUAUUUCUCUGGUCAGUCACUCUCUAUCUCGCUCGUCCACCACUCCUUACCGUGCUCGCGGGUGCUCGUCACGCCCGUCUGCCAUUUUGACCCGUUGACCAUAGGCGCCGAUACCGCGGUUGCUCCGGAGCUCGAGCACCCACGGAAAAUACCGAGCACCCACGCGAGCCAGACUGCCGGUAGGCUACAUUUAUUUACAUUUACGUGUCAGUUUAACUUCUCAUCUCCAAUCCUAUCAGUAUUUGGGAGUGUUGCUGUCCUGAGUUGACAGAUGUCUACUUUACAGCUUUGCUGUCGAGUUAAUGGGCGUGUGUGUUCAUCAUCGGCCGCUGUCCGUUUUCUAAGGUUCUGAAAUACAAACAUUAUUUGACUAAUUUCUUCUUUUUUUUUAAAGGCCGUGCGCCCGUGAGCACCCACGGAGGAAAACAUAAAUCUGAACAAAACUGCAUAAAACACACACACACACACACACACACACACACACACACACACUACACACCCGCACAGAGAUGAAUGGGGAUGGAAGAUUGAUUCAUUGUAGUGAGUGAUACAGAGUGCACUGUAAAGAAAUCUUAAUCAAAUUAUUAUUUUUCCUAUUAUUACGGGGAGCUUAGGAACAUUU